Messenger RNA from Solea solea (common sole), 3490 nucleotides. Its product is annotated as cryptochrome-1-like. Gene Ontology annotation, biological process: negative regulation of DNA-templated transcription; entrainment of circadian clock by photoperiod; circadian regulation of gene expression. The record is from RefSeq and is a predicted model, not a curated record. Gene Ontology annotation, molecular function: DNA binding; FAD binding. Lineage: Eukaryota; Metazoa; Chordata; Actinopteri; Pleuronectiformes; Soleidae. Gene Ontology annotation, cellular component: nucleus; cytoplasm. The transcript is spliced from 13 exons. Bases 752 to 2650 code for a protein of 632 amino acids.
GCAGCGGCAUCAGAAGCUAUUCGUGGAUUUUACGUUGGGAAGAACGGUUAUUCUUCGCUUUCUCCACUCAAAACAUCCACUCGGAACGUUACGGAGACGGGUCACACGGAACCUCGGAGGUAUUUCAGCAGCUAAGUGAGCGUUCGGGUUCCGUUAAAACGACAAAUUUGACAGAAAUCGCGGGGCAGAUUUUGUAUUUACAUAACCAGCUUUCCUCGGCAGUCUCGACGGGGAGUAACCGGGUCCUCCUGCCAACGUGUAUUUACAGGCUGGAAAAUCACAGUUUGUCACUUACACUCGAGUAAACGACUCUGGACUGUAUUUGAGCUACUGUGUUUUAAUUGCUGCGUGUUUUCUGACGCUAUAAACGUACUUUUUACACUACUCGCAAUAACAAGUUAUACAACGAGCUCUCCCUCAGCGACGACAGGUCCUAACGCCCGCCCGCUUUCCGGGGAGCUCGCCCUGCUUCGUGGCCAAAUGAUUCAGCGGCCGUGCGUAUAUAAAUUCUUUGACAUUAUGGAAAAGGUUCUUUUAGAGCAAGGUUAAUAUUCAGAGUAGGGGAUUGUUGAAAACGACGCUUUAAAAGCAGCUUUAAAGGACUUCUUUUUCCCCCUCCGUCAUUUGGAUUCCCUGUGGCCUUGUGCUCCAGUGUUCUUGACUGACCCGGAUUAAAGUGGAGUUGAUUUAAUAUUUAUUUAUUUAAAAAAAAAGAAGGAUAAUAAUAAAAAAGGACUCAUCCAGUCGAGUAAUGGUCAUUAAUACGAUCCACUGGUUCAGGAAGGGCUUGCGUCUCCACGACAACCCGUCCCUCAAGGAUUCUCUGCUGGGAGCGGACACCGUCCGCUGCAUCUACAUCCUCGACCCCUGGUUCGCGGGCUCGUCCAACGUUGGCAUCAACCGGUGGAGGUUCUUACUGCAGAGUCUUGAGGACUUGGACUCCAGCCUCCGUAAACUCAACUCUCGCCUGUUUGUGAUUCGAGGCCAACCCACCGAUGUCUUUCCCAGACUUUUCAAGGAGUGGAAGAUCAAUCGCCUGUCUUACGAGUACGACUCUGAGCCUUUCGGGAAGGAGCGAGAUGCAGCGAUUAAGAAGCUGGCCUCUGAGGCUGCAGUGGAGGUGAUAGUUCGCACCUCCCACACGCUCUAUGACCUGGACAAGAUCAUAGAGUUGAAUGGGGGUCAGUCCCCGCUGACCUACAAGCGGUUCCAGACCCUCAUCAGUCGCAUGGACGCAGUGGAGGUGCCUGCAGAGUCCAUCACAGGCGACGUCAUGGGGAAGUGCACGACGCCGCUGUCCGACGAGCACGACGACAAGUUCGGGGUCCCGUCCCUGGAGGAGCUCGGUUUCGACACUGAGGGUCUGGCCUCAGCCGUGUGGCCGGGGGGAGAAUCCGAAGCUCUCACGCGACUUGAGAGGCAUUUGGAGAGGAAGGCGUGGGUCGCCAACUUCGAGCGCCCCCGAAUGAACGCCAACUCGCUGCUCGCCAGCCCGACGGGCCUCAGUCCGUACCUGCGCUUCGGCUGCCUCUCCUGCCGCCUCUUCUACUUCAAGCUCACCGACCUCUACAGGAAGGUGAAGAAGAACAGCUCCCCGCCGCUCUCGCUCUACGGGCAGCUGCUGUGGCGCGAGUUCUUCUACACGGCCGCCACCAACAACCCGUGCUUCGACAAGAUGGAGAGCAACCCCAUCUGCGUCCAGAUCCCCUGGGACCGCAACGCCGAGGCGCUGGCCAAGUGGGCGGAGGGCCGCUCGGGCUUCCCGUGGAUCGACGCCAUCAUGACUCAGCUGAGGCAGGAGGGAUGGAUCCACCACCUGGCCCGACACGCCGUGGCCUGCUUCCUGACCAGAGGAGACCUGUGGAUCAGCUGGGAGGAGGGCAUGAAGGUGUUUGAGGAGCUGCUGCUGGACGCCGACUGGAGCGUGAACGCCGGCAGCUGGAUGUGGCUCUCCUGCAGCUCGUUCUUCCAGCAGUUCUUCCACUGCUACUGCCCCGUGGGGUUUGGCCGUCGCACAGACCCCAACGGAGACUACAUACGGCGCUACCUGCCCAUCCUCAGAGGCUUUCCUGCCAAGUACAUUUACGAUCCCUGGAACGCUCCGGAGAGCGUGCAGAAGGCGGCCAAAUGUAUCAUCGGGGUCCACUACCCGAAGCCCAUGGUGAACCACGCGGAAGCCAGCCGCCUCAACAUCGAGCGCAUGAAGCAGAUCUACCAGCAGCUCUCGUGCUACAGGGGCCUCGGCCUUUUAGCGUCGGUGCCCUCCAACCCCAGCGGUCACGGUCAUGGCAACGAAGUGAGCGAAGCGUCCUCGGACGCGAUGGCCUUCCACGCCGAGGCUACGCCUAACGCCGCAGCUCCGUCCAGUUAUCAGAUGCCUGCUCACUCCCAGGGAGACUGGCAGAGCGGUGUCAUGCUGUACCUGCAGGGCGACUCACAGAACAACACGGGCACACACCAGCAGGGUUAUGCCAGCACCAGCACCAGCAGCAGUAUGAUGUGUUACACUCCAGGCGCUCAGCAGAUUCCUGGCCCUCUCAUUCAAAAAGGGCUGGAUCAUCACUCCAUCUCUCACACAAGUGGCAAACGACACAGUAAGGAGUCUGGAAAUGUAAAGAGCUCCAAAAUCCAGAGGCAGAGCACUUACUAAAGGAGCGUCUGCAGACACGCAUCGAGCAAACAAAUGGCUGACGCUAAGACUUUUCUCUCAAAAGUACUGCAGAGUCACAUGACCUCACCUCGUGGAGGACAAGGACGAGCGAACACAUCCUUCAUGACUCAGCGUUUGUUACCGGACUGUACAUAACGUUAUAUUAUAUAAGAUUAUAUUAAACCAUUUGGACUGCGCUCGUCUUUGGGUUCACACUGCUGGGACUCGCUUCCUUGUGUAUAUAAUGAAUUUGCUAAAUUUACGCUCACAUACAACUUGUACAUAUUUGAAUAUUGUAUGUGCGUUUUCUCUCUUUGUGUAGACCCCUCCCCCUCAUAGACUCACUGAUAUAUAUUUUUGAUAUGAGAAAUCAUUGUCGAUGGAUCUUUUUCUUUUUUUUUUUCUUUCUUACUACUGGAAGUUUUUCGAUAAAAGUUUUAAAGGCAUUUAUAUAGAAUGUCCAUUCCAGACUAAAUGACAGUGACAAAUCUAGUAUCGCUGCUAAAGCAGCCACAGGUCGUCUCUUAACUCUUCAUUUCCCAAACAUUCACCUGUUUUGAAACAUCCCACGUAUAUAUGGACAGAAGUGUAUCGAUGUUUUUUCUCUCUGUAUCCGAGCACUCGCUGGCUCGUUAUUUGUUCCUAAUGAGCAACUUGACAGCCUUGUCUUGUGUUUGGGGGUUUUUCUUGAGAACAAAUUAUGGGGAAUCAAGAGUUGUCAUAUCACUGUGUCCCCAAAGUGUAAUUCCCGAUAAAUGUACCACAGGAGAGAACUGCUUCAUUUGCUUCCUGUUCCUACUCAAUGUGCUUGUUUCAUUAAAACUGGGUUCAGUAUACAAA